Messenger RNA from Ostrinia nubilalis (European corn borer), 1028 nucleotides. RefSeq names its product succinate dehydrogenase cytochrome b560 subunit, mitochondrial-like. The record is from RefSeq and is a predicted model, not a curated record. Lineage: Eukaryota; Metazoa; Arthropoda; Insecta; Lepidoptera; Crambidae. Gene Ontology annotation, molecular function: oxidoreductase activity, acting on the CH-CH group of donors; electron transfer activity. Gene Ontology annotation, biological process: mitochondrial electron transport, succinate to ubiquinone; tricarboxylic acid cycle. Bases 1 to 504 code for a protein of 167 amino acids. Gene Ontology annotation, cellular component: membrane. The transcript is spliced from 3 exons.
AUGGCGCUUACAACAAAAAGUGACCAUGAAAGUUUAAAACAAUCAAGUGAUCAAGUUUUACAGGGCAAGCAUCAGAUCACGUUCAAGCCGUACGUGGCGCCGUGCUACAAGGACCACGACGCCAAGAACAUGGGGCUGAAGCGGCCGAUGUCCCCCCACUUGACCAUAUACGCGCCGACUAUGCCCGCGAUGACGUCCAUCUUGCAACGAAUCACUGGUAUAAUAGCAACAUUUUACGCGUGUAUGCUCUCAGCGGGAACAUUGUUCCUUUCAAACGGGGUGGAGUCCUACGUGUCCAUGAUUCAAAGCCUGGACCUCUCCAGGCCGAUGAUCCUGCUCAUCAAGGUCCUCGCGGGCGCACCCUUCGCCUACCACUACUUCUUCGGCAUAAGGUUCUGCAUUUGGAACUCGGGGAGGUGGCUCACAUUAAAAGAUGUAAAUUCAUCCGUAAAACCUUUGUUUAUAGCAACCGCUGUCUCAAUGUUCUUUUUCGCGAUACUUUAGAUAAGUGAGUUCAGGACCUGCCUUUGAUUGGCUCUUUAGUCAACUCAUCCCGCUUAAAACUCGUCCUGCGGGACGAGUGGAUUAGAUCAUUUAAUUAUUUUUUCUUAGUCAACUGAUCUCACUAUAAAAAAAUGAAAAUUUAAGUACACACGUGAGCAAAAGUAUUUAGAGAAAAAAAUGACACACCGUGGUUUUGUUAUACUGGUAAUUUAAAAAAAUCACUUAAAUCUACUGCUAAACACUUUUGUUCGUGACUAUACAAAUCAUAAAAUGCAUCAGUGGGAUCAGAUGCCCGAUCCAAAACAUUCAUUAGGUCAACUCAUCCCGCGGGAUGAGUUCAAGCGGCCUCAGUUGACUAAAGAUCCUUAGAUUUCAUGUGCCAUUCUGAGUCUGUAUUUUAUUUUACUUAAGAAUCGUUCCUUAAUUGAUAUUAGAUAGUGAUAAUGAAAAUCGACGCCGAGGCCGAGGAAAUGUAGCGAGCUUAGCUAUUUUCUUAGCCUGUAGUCGUUGCAUUUUAUUUUCGU